AUGGGUGCCUUUCUCAGCUGGGGCCACUCACACUGUCACUCUCUUCCACAGGUCUGUUGGAUCCCAUCAUCCAUAUCCCUGUUGAUAGGUUUACCUGCUGGUCCUGAAGAAGUUAUGUCUCCCCAUCCAUUCCCCAGCGAUGGGGAAGACCCCCAGAACCCAGGUGUGAUAGAGGACUCGGCAGAUGCACAGAUUCCCACAGAUGAGGAAGCUUCCUCCAUGUCCUCUUCCUAUGCCUACAUAUUUCCACCUUCCCCCUCCUUAUCUUCUUCUCCUGAGGAGCUGUCUCCUGGGAUGUCAAGUCUUCCCCUGAGCACUCCCAGUAGUCCUCUACAGAGUCCUUCUCAGAAUCCUAUGAGCUCCUCCUCCUCUGUUUCAUGGAGCCCAGUCAGUGGAGAGUCCAGCAGCCAGAAAGGGGAGGAUACAAGUACUUCUCAGUGCCUGUCAGACAGUGAGUCCUUGUUCACAAAUACACUAGAUGAAAAGGUGGCUGAGGUAGUACAGUUCCUGCUUCUCAAAUUUGAAGCAAAGGAGCCUGUAACAGAGGCAGAGAUGCUAAUCAUUGUCCUCAGCUACCAAGACUACUUUCCUACAGUACUUGAGAAAGCGCGUGAGUUCAUGGAGCUUCUUUUUGGUCUUGCCCUGAUAGAAGUAGACCCUGACCACUCCUAUGCAUUUGCAGACACAGUAGACCCCACUGACAAGGGUAGUAGUGACGACCAGGGCACGCCCAAGAACAGCCUCCUGAUUCUUAUUCUGAGUAUAAUCUUCAUAAAGGGCGGCUGUGCCUCUGAGGAGGCCAUCUGGAACGUGCUGAAUGCAAUAGGGGUGUAUGCCGGGAGGGAGCACUUCAUCUAUGGGGAGCCCAAGGAGCUCCUCACUAAAGUUUGGGUGCAGGAACAAUACCUGGAAUGCCGGGAGGUGCCCAACACUUCUCCUCCAUGUUAUGACUUCCUAUGGGGUCCGAGAGCCCAUUCAGAAAGCAGCAAGAGGAAAGUACUAGAGUUUUUGGCCAAGCUGAACAACACUGUCCCUGAUUCCUUUCCAUCCUGGUACAAGGAUGCUUUGAAAAAUGUGGGGGAGAGAGCCCAGGCUAUAAUUUCCACCAAAGAUGAUGCCACUGACAAGGCCAGUGAAAGCCUCAGUGACAUUCAGCAUCCACUCCUCUUUUGA
This is a messenger RNA of Sapajus apella (tufted capuchin), 1173 nucleotides long. RefSeq names its product melanoma-associated antigen C2-like. Gene Ontology annotation, biological process: negative regulation of transcription by RNA polymerase II. Bases 1 to 1173 code for a protein of 390 amino acids. Gene Ontology annotation, cellular component: nucleus. NCBI's taxonomy places the organism in Eukaryota, Metazoa, Chordata, Mammalia, Primates, Cebidae. The record is from RefSeq and is a predicted model, not a curated record. The transcript is spliced from 2 exons.